AUGCAAUUUGUGUAUUUGUUACCGGGAUGGGAAGGUUCAGCAGGCGACUCACGUGUUCUCAAAGACGCUGUUUCAGCAGAGAAAGGCUUCAAGGUCCUUCAAGGUUGUUAUUACUUGUGUGAUAAUGGGUAUGCUAAUAGCAAUGGUUUUCUGACGCCGUAUAGGGGUGUCCGGUAUCAUCUCAAGGAAUGGGGACCGGGCACAGAUACUCCUCAAAACCCCAAGGAAUUAUUUAACAUGCGACACACUAAGGCUCGUAACAUAAUUGAGCGUGCUUUUGCUGUCUUGAAAAUGCGGUGGGGUAUUCUUCGAAGUGCAUCAUACUACCCGAUCCGCACUCAAAUUUGGCUGAUAAUGGCAUGCUUUUUACUGCACAACUUCAUUCGUGGGGAAAUGAGAACUGACCCAAUUGAGGUCGAACUAGACGGUCAGCCCACGGCGCCAACCACUGAAGAAGAACAUGUUGCACGGGAAUAUAUUUACUAUGUUGAGCCAUCGCCUGAAUGGACUCAGAUGCGGGAUGCCAUAGCAAUGAAUAUGUGGAAUAACCGAUAG
Molecule: messenger RNA, 555 nt
Organism: Salvia splendens (bonfire salvia)
Lineage: Eukaryota; Viridiplantae; Streptophyta; Magnoliopsida; Lamiales; Lamiaceae
Exons: 2
Coding region: 1-555 (184 amino acids)
Source: RefSeq, a predicted model, not a curated record